GUGAGGCUCCGGGACGCUAUGGGACGGCAGGGAAAGCCGGUAAGAGGACGGGUGAAUCACUCAGCGAUGACUCAACGGCCCGGGCCGCCUGCUAUAAAAGAGCAGCGCCGAUGGAGCUGUCAGAAUGACACAGACCUUGAGCCUAAAGAGGAGUUCAGACCCAGAUAUGAUGUCCGGCUGCGUGGCGCUCCUCUGCACCUCCCUCCUGGUGCUCCUGCCCUUGGGAGCGGGGGUGCCCCUCUCCGUGGAGACCAUGAAGAGCAAUGUCAAGCUGAUGGCGCAGACCACCAUCGUCAGGAUACAGAAGCUCACAGAGGAGUUCCGGAUAUCCCCCAACAUGGUGUUCAGCGGCCUGGAGCUGAUCCCGGACAUCGCCCCGGACAAGGCGUGGGAGGGCCUGUCGGCCAUCGCGCAGGGGCUGCACUCCUUCCAGGUGGUCCUGUCCCACCUGCCGCCGGGCGACGGCAUGGCGCAGGUGCACGCCGACGUCCUGAGCCUCCACGGCGUGGUGCGCUCGCUCGCCGCCUCGCUCGGCUGCCCGCUGCACAAGCCCGCCGGCGACGGCCGCCUGGAGGCCUUCCUCAAGACCAACUCCACCUUCCACGUCACCAUCGGCAACGUGGCCCUGGAGAGGCUCCGGCGCUUCCUCGGCAAGCUGGUCCAGAACCUGGACCAGCUCAAGAGCUGCUGACCCUCGCCCCAGCCGGUGCUACUAGUCCUUUUUCUAAUUCAAACCUGUUAUUAUUAUUAUUAUUAUUGUCCUUUUUUAUUAUUAAUAUUAUUAUUAUUGGUAUUAUUGUUAUUUUGUAGUACUAUCAUCCUCUGAUACGAUAUUUAAUGUAUUUAUAAGAAGCGAUAAAAGGUUUCUCGGUACUGUAUUUUAUACUCUAUUUUUGAUAAUGGAGCACUGACGGAGUUUUGUGUGAGUGAAUGAGAUUUGUCGCGCCGCAUUUUCCAUACGGGCCUCUGCGCAUUUUUGAUAACUGACAGCUGUCAAUAAUCGGUCAAUGUUUUUGUUUUUUUUUAAAUGAAACGCGUUCUGUAUCUGCGGUCAUGCCGGGCUUUUGUAAUGUUAA
Anguilla anguilla (European eel) is the source of this 1076-nucleotide messenger RNA. RefSeq names its product leptin-B-like. The record is from RefSeq and is a predicted model, not a curated record. Gene Ontology annotation, molecular function: hormone activity. Gene Ontology annotation, cellular component: extracellular region. Gene Ontology annotation, biological process: signal transduction. Bases 125 to 691 code for a protein of 188 amino acids. NCBI's taxonomy places the organism in Eukaryota, Metazoa, Chordata, Actinopteri, Anguilliformes, Anguillidae. The transcript is spliced from 3 exons.